Molecule: messenger RNA, 1215 nt
Organism: Talaromyces proteolyticus
Lineage: Eukaryota; Fungi; Ascomycota; Eurotiomycetes; Eurotiales; Trichocomaceae
Exons: 1
Coding region: 1-1215 (404 amino acids)
Biological process (GO): regulation of DNA-templated transcription; DNA-templated transcription
Molecular function (GO): DNA-binding transcription factor activity, RNA polymerase II-specific; zinc ion binding; DNA binding
Source: RefSeq, a predicted model, not a curated record
AUGUCCUCCAUACGAGUUCCCUGCGAUCAAUGUCGCCAGCGUCGGAUCCGCUGCGAUGGACAUACUCCCUGCGCAUCAUGUCUCCGCACGCACCUGUCUUGUCGACGCAAAUACAUUCGCAAACGACGAGGCCGGAAGGAGGGCGAUGGCAAACAAAUAGCUGCCCUACGAGCUACUGAAAUAUCCGAUGUCCAGGGCUUCAUUGUUAAUUGCAAAGAAGCAGGGGAUAUUUUAUCCUCAGAAGACCUGCCUGACCUAAUGAAACGUUGUGUCGGUGCCUACUUAGAACACAUGUACCCAGUCAUGCCCCUUCUCAAAAGAUCCACGCUAAGUGAUUGGUUUGAUCGACCACUGUUGGCCAAUGAGCAUAGCAUGUUAUUUGCCCUUUGCGCCUUGGUCACCACAUUCAUGUGUGGUCGUAGCGAAUCCAUUGUUGGAAGCGUGGAGUGGCAGUCCGUCGCGCGGCUGUUCGUCCGAAAGAGCCUUCUUAUGCGGUUAGAAUAUGAUUUUAUUGACGACAGCACUGUGCUGACGCUUUUAUCCUCUUUCUUUCUCUCCGUGACAUUCUUCGAAUUACACAACAUUCGACAGUGCUGGUUUUAUCUCCGCGAAGCUAUUAACUUAGCCCAGAUUCUUGGGCUGCAUACAAAUGAAUUUUACCAAGACAUGGACGACGUAGACGCUCUAUUCUGUCGCCGAAUCUAUGACAUUUUGUUCGUCACUGAGAGGUCAUUUGCGAUAUCGAGACAUAAGCCCGUCCUUUUAUCGCAUCCAUUGCCCCCUCCUGCUAAAAUGUCCCGUGGAGAGCAGGAAGAGGGGUCUGAAAUAAACCCCGGAUUUCGCCAGCUUGUACAAGUCUAUUCCCAGCUUGAUGUUGAUUUUCUUCACAAUUGGAGCCAGGAAGGUUUGGUUUGCUCUAGUUUUUCGAGAGAAAACCGUGAACUUGAUCUGGUUCCUGACUGUGACUUCAUCUUGAAUACACAAAAAGCAGACAUCUUUGUGACACAACACUGGCUUGAUCUUACCUUUUGGAGGGCUGCCCUGCAGCAGGGGUUACUGUCUACCAGUGCGAAGUCACGUUCCAGGACGUUUUCUUAUCCAGAGGAUAUUAGCUUGUCCUUGCUCCUGGUAUUAUCAUCGCUGCCUACAGAGUCCGUGGAGGUUCACGGAUUGGGAAUUGUGAGUAAUAUGAUGUAUUUUUCGUGUUCAAACUAA